Molecule: messenger RNA, 561 nt
Organism: Haemonchus placei
Lineage: Eukaryota; Metazoa; Nematoda; Chromadorea; Rhabditida; Trichostrongylidae
Source: the annotation of a GenBank genome assembly
AUGUUGGUUCUGCUGAUUGGAGAUCUUCACAUACCUCAUCGCGAAUAUAAUCUUUCGGCAAAGUUCCGGAAGCUGCUUGUGCCAAAUAAGAUGCAACACGUUCUCUGUACCGGAAACCUAUGCAGUCGUGAGAGCGUCGAUUAUUUAAGAACGCUUUCUCCUGAUGUUCAUGUUGUGCGUGGAGAGUUUGACGAUGAGUCGCUGAAGUAUCCGGACACAAAGGUGGUCACUGUCGGACAAUUUCGCAUUGGUCUCAUUCACGGCCACCAGAUUAUUCCCUGGGGAGAUGAAGCGAUGCUGGAGCAGCUGGCUCGACAGCUUGACGUAGAUGUAUUGGUGACUGGCCAUUCUCAUGUGUGUAGUGUCAAAGAGAAAGGCGGUCGCUUCUACGUGAAUCCAGGCAGCGCCACUGGCGCGUUUUCAGUUACGCAUGAUGGUCCGGUUAUCGCCUCAUUUGCAUUAUUGGACGUUCAACCAGAUUGUGUGGUGACGUAUAUGUAUCGACUAAUUGAUGAUCAAGUGAAAGUAGACCGGACCAUUUUCAAGAAACCACAUGAUUAA